Messenger RNA from Drosophila subobscura, 2694 nucleotides. RefSeq names its product alpha-N-acetylglucosaminidase (gene Naglu). NCBI's taxonomy places the organism in Eukaryota, Metazoa, Arthropoda, Insecta, Diptera, Drosophilidae. Bases 52 to 2352 code for a protein of 766 amino acids. The record is from RefSeq and is a predicted model, not a curated record. The transcript has 3 exons.
ACUGCUUCAGAGGAAGAGGUCUGGAGUUGCUGCGAUUGUGGUGAAGAAGAAAUGCGGAAAAUAUGGAUUCUUGGACUGGCCAUUCUAUUACGAGUGUGCCUAGGCCUUGGCCUUGGAAUGGGACCCGAGCUGGCCAUGCACUUGGCCCCCAACACUCUGCCGGACGUGCAGGAGGCAGCAGCGCGUGCUGUGAUCCAAAGAGUGAUCGGUCCGCGCUCCUCACAGCUCUUCAUAGUGGAAGUCACUAGACUCUUGGAACUUCGCAGCUUUCAGAUAAGCAUGCUGGACAGUGGGCAGAUUCUGAUAGGUGGCUGGGACGGCGUGUCCGUGUGCAAGGGCUUCCACCAUUAUCUGAAAUACGUGCUGAAUCGAGACGUGGACUGGUUCAAGAUGCGGAUCGAGCUGCCAACGAACGUGCAACUACCCAAUGUCACCAUACACUCCACCUCGGCCAGCCCCAUACUGUACCAUCAGAAUGUGUGCACAUGGAGCUACAGUUUUGCGUGGUGGGGCUUUGAGCAGUGGCGACGGCACAUCGACUGGAUGGCGUUGAUGGGCAUCAGUCUGAGCAUAGCACCCGUUCAGGAGGCCGUCUGGCAGGAGGUGUACAGGCAGCUGGGACUCAGCGCCGCUGAGAUUGAGGCCCAUCUGGCUGGACCGGCUUUUCAGGCGUGGCAGCGCAUGGGCAACAUUCGUGGCUGGGGCGGGCCCCUAAAACCGGAGUACCAACGCCUGCAGGAACUGCUGCAGCAGGAGAUUCUGCGCGCCCAGCGGGACUUGGGCAUGAGCGUGGCCCUACCCGCUUUUGCUGGCCACGUGCCCACUGCCAUGAGUCGGCUCUAUCCAAAUGCCAACUACACCGAGGUGGAGCGAUGGAACAGCUUUCCAGAUCCCUACUGCUGUGGGUUGUUCAUCGAGCCUCGGGAUCCGCUCUUCGAUCUGGUGGCCACACUCUUCUUGCGGCGCGUGGUUCAACGCUACGGCUCCAAUCACAUCUUCUUUUGUGAUCCCUUUAACGAGCUCCAACCACCAGUGGCGCAACCCGAGUACAUGAGGGCUACAGCCGCGGCUAUACACAACUCCAUGAGACGUGUGGAUCCAGAGGCGGUGUGGCUUCUGCAGGGCUGGAUGUUUGUGAAGAACAUCUUCUGGACGGACGCUAUGAUGGAGGCCUUCCUCACGGCGGUGCCCGUUGGCCGCCUGCUCGUCCUGGAUCUGCAGAGCGAGCAAUUCCCGCAGUACCAGCGCACCGACUCCUACUACGGCCAGCCGUUCGUAUGGUGCAUGCUGCACAACUUUGGUGGCACUCUGGGCAUGUUCGGAUCGGCCGACCUGGUCAACACCGGCAUCGAGGCGGCACGUCGCAUGCCAAACAGCAGCAUCGUGGGCGUUGGCAUCACACCGGAGGGCAUUGGCCAGAACUAUGUGAUGUAUUCGCUUGCCCUGGAGCGGGGCUGGAGUGAGCCCAACUUGGAUUUGGACCGCUGGUUUCGGCACUUUGCUCGCACUCGCUACGGCGUGGAUAAUGAGGGUCUGCAGCAGGCGUGGCAGUUGCUGAGGCACAGCGUUUACUCCUUCCGUGGCCUGCAAAAAAUGCGCGGAGGAUACACGGUGACACGGCGGCCUGCGCUCAAUCAGGAACCCUUCACCUGGUACAACGCCACCGAUGUGCUGGAGGCCUGGGAGCUGCUGCUGUCGGCACGGGCCAUCAUACCGCUGGAGGAUGGGAGGUAUGCGACGUAUGAGCACGAUCUGGUGGACAUUACGCGGCAGUAUCUGCAGAUCAGCGCGGAUCAGUUGUACGUCAAUCUGAAGUCGGCCUACCGGAAGCGGCAGGGGAGCCGCUUUGAGUAUCUCGGCUCCAAGCUGCUGCAGCUGUUUGACGAUCUGGAGCGCAUCCUGGCCAGCGGCUCGAACUUUCUACUUGGCACCUGGCUGGCAGAUGCCAAGAAAGCAGCUCCCAGCGCAAAGGACAAGCCUAACUUUGAAUUCAAUGCCCGCAAUCAGCUCACGGCCUGGGGUCCAGAUGCUCAGAUAUUGGACUAUGCCUGCAAGCAGUGGUCAGGGCUCGUGUGGGACUACUAUAGGCCGCGUUGGGCCCUUUUUCUGGACGAUGUUACCCUGGCUCUCCACUCGAACCGAUCCUUUAACAGCACUGCCUUCAGACGGCGAGUGCUGCUGGAGGUGGAGCUGCCAUUCAGCAACAAGUCGGAUGUGUAUCCGGUGGAGCCAAUGGGCAAUACUUGGUUCAUCUCCCAGAAUAUCUACGAGAGGUGGAAGGGAUACUUGAGGGAGACGCAGUUUCUGCACAACAAUCGGGUAUCUGUGAACCUCAAGUUGGGUGUUCCAUGAUCAGUGGUAAUGUUUACACAAUUAAAUGUACGGAUGAAGUAGAUUCAAUAAUUAUUUAUACACGAUUUGAGUAGAUCGUCCUCAAAGCAGAGGCUUCGAGCUGCACUCUCGAGUCUGGUCUGUCUCUUGACAGUCCUCUCACGGUAAUAAAAGAUUCCUACAUGUGAUCCAAGGAGUCACUUCUACUAUCUGCACAAAUUACAAACAGAAACCGCAAUCGCGCACAUCCUGGAUUUGCAGCGUACAUAAAUGUAGUUUUAAUUGAUUUUUAUUUAAAUUAAUGUACAAACUAAUUAUGUAAAAAUUUAAACAUGAUCAUUAAUACGCAUUUCUAUGUUUACU